AUGAUGGAAGAUCUCGGUGGUUGUGGGGCCCACGACGACAUCUUAGCAAUGGCAGCACAAGGCCUUGCGGGCCAAGACACCUUCUUCUGGGACGACUCAUGUUCCUUCCCGAUUCUUGCCGACAACAAAGGAAAGGAUGAGGUGGCGGAGAGAGAAUCUCUAGCGGCCAACCCGAAAAAGAGGAAAGCCGGCGGUGAUGAAAAGAAAAGUGAGCAUGAUCAGCAACAACAUAUAUGGAUAGAAAGAGAGAGGAGGAAGAAGAUGAGGGACAUGUUUGCAAAUCUUCAUGCUUUGAUGCCCCACCUCCCUCCAAGGGCAGACAAAGCCACCAUAGUGGAUGAAGCAGUUGUAUUCAUCCAAAAGCUACAGCAAACUCUUGGAGCCCUACAGACCCAAAAGGCUCAAAGGUUGUAUGGGAAUGCUAAAGUCUCGGCCCAAACAAGAGAAGCUUUUAUAGCCGAGCAGGUAUCCACAAGCCGUGGGCCCACAACUUCAUCGAACCCAAGCCCGUUAAUUGCUGGUGGGCCUAUCUAUUUCAAGACGUGGACUUCCCCAAAUGUCAUCCUUAGCGCGUGUGGAAAGGACGCACAAAUCAACAUAUGCUGCCCGACAAAACCGUGCCUGCUGGCCGUCAUUUGCUUCGUUUUGGAUAAGUACAAAAUUGAGGUUCUUUCCGGUCAAGUCUCGUCUGGAGUCAAUCGAAGCAUGUUCAUGCUUCAAGUCCGGGCAACUGGACCAUUAGUGCAGUUAUCAGGAUCAUCACUUGUAGUUGAAGAAAUAUUCAAGCAAGCUGCUGCAGAGUUAAUGGUGUGGGUUCAGCCUCAAGACGGACAUGUUUAA
Molecule: messenger RNA, 840 nt
Organism: Striga asiatica
Lineage: Eukaryota; Viridiplantae; Streptophyta; Magnoliopsida; Lamiales; Orobanchaceae
Source: the annotation of a GenBank genome assembly